Molecule: messenger RNA, 11944 nt
Organism: Rhagoletis pomonella (apple maggot)
Lineage: Eukaryota; Metazoa; Arthropoda; Insecta; Diptera; Tephritidae
Gene: LUBEL
Product: E3 ubiquitin-protein ligase lubel
Exons: 21
Coding region: 2034-11690 (3218 amino acids)
Biological process (GO): protein linear polyubiquitination
Cellular component (GO): LUBAC complex
Molecular function (GO): K48-linked polyubiquitin modification-dependent protein binding; K63-linked polyubiquitin modification-dependent protein binding; zinc ion binding
Source: RefSeq, a predicted model, not a curated record
UCUAGUAGAUACAGAUCCAUGACGGAGAUGGAAAUUUCCUAACUCCACUCUUUGUUCACCUUCAUUUGAUAUUUUGGCACUAUCGCAACUUUCAAGCUUUUUGGCAGAUAGCAGCCAUGUACGUGGGUUUUGACCGGGUCUUCCAACUAGCCGAAUACACUUUUAUAUCCGAGCGCUUCUUUGGAAAUUGUUUAGAAUAAAAUUGUACAUAUGAAUAUCACCAAGGCUCGAUCGUGGUCGCUAAUUUCCCGCGCGGAGAUCGAAAGUUUUUUUUGCCAGGCCCUCUUUCAGUAAAAGUUUGUGGCACGUUCUCCGAUUUUUUCCUACCUUUGAUUAGACUAACUGAAAAUGUUGGCGCUCCUUGCGGGCAUGCUGCCGAAAUUCUCGCACAUACAUACGUGGGAUGCAACGAUUUUCCUAAACGCUCUUCGCCUCUAUUCAGUUCACUUACGCAUGAAGUUGAAAUAGUGAAAUCAGCCAAAAUACAUCCGACGACGCCCUCGCGUUUCAGAUUUUUCUAAUUAUUCGCUAUUUUCUUUUCAUUCAAAUAAUCUCUGCUGUCUUCCAAACAGAAUAAAUAUUUUCAUAUUUUGAAAAGCUGACAAAAAUACCAAUUAAAAAUUCUCGCUGGUGUCCAAAUUACCCGCAAGUCCAUUACCCACUCACUUAUAAGUCACAAUAGCAGCAACAAAUAGUAAAGCCGAUGACGACUUCGGAAAUGUAGAACACACAAUGUGCCGGCUGCCACUAGCUCGAGUGGUCGUUGGACCAGCGGUCGAGCGCUUGCUUAGUUGACAAUGUGACGUGAGCGAAUUUUCAAUUUUCCGGCUGCUCAUGUGCUCAUCCUCAUGCUGACGACAACAACGACAACUAUACUAAAACACAAUAAUCUGAGAAUUUUUUUUUUUUUUUUUUUUGGGGAAACGUUGAAAAUGCGAACCGUAUUUUUCGGUUUAGUUUGUGAGUGGAAGAUCGGCGAUCGAGGCGAGCAACGAGUUCUAAAAACUAGAAAUCGACCAGCCGCCGAGACGGAAGCAGACGACAUUUGCCGCAGUGCUUUGCUAGAACGGGCGUUAUGUAAGCGUUUGACAUUGUUUUGCCAUUUUGGCUGCCAAUGAAUGCAAUUGUGCCGAUUAACUGUGCUUUAAAUAUCGAAAAAAAAUAUAUAUGUAUAUAAAUAUAAAUUCCUGCAGUAAAUAAAUAGAAAAAGCGCUAUUAAAUAGAGCUUCGAAACGUGUUCUUGUAAAAGUUAAAAACGUGAAAAAAUCGUGUCGAAACUACAUACGUAAAUACUUACAAAAAGAAAAUUGUGUGAAAAAUAUUUAUUUUUGGAAAAUGUUGACACACACGCACUACGUUUAACGGUUUACAUACCCACUUACAUAUAAAUAGAUGUCGUGCGCAUACAUAGUAGUGUGUGUGUGUGUGUGUGUGUAUGCAUGUGUUUAAGCUGGUCAAUCAACAGGCCAAACAACACUUCAACUGGAACACUUCAUACCAAUACUAGGCGCACCAGUACAGUGCAGUGUAGUGUAAAACUCUCGAGUGAACUUAAUAAAUUCUGCAUUUUGUAUGCAAUUGCUGGUGUUGGAAAAGUGGCGAAAACUUCUUGCAACGCAUACAAAUCGUGAAAUUUAUAAAAAUAGCGCAGAAAAUUUUCAAAAAUAACACAGAGCAGCACCUCCCUGGGCUGGCUGUUUGAUUAUUUGGCUGCUUUGGCUGCUUUGGCUGGUUGGCUGGCUGGCUAACUUGCACAUCUUGUUCAUAUUUUGGGAAUUAGUGCGGCAAAUAAACAUACACAUAUACUAACAUCUGACUAAGCUGUCAACGAAAAUUUGUGCUUCUUACAUAUUCUACAUACGUAGCGUAUGUUUGCAUACAUAUAUUUGUGUAUGUUGGGUGAUUAAAACGCGACGAUUACAACCAUAAAUUGCAUUUUGGCGAGGAAGCAUAAGCAACAGCAUUUACAAACAUACAUUAGCUAAGACCACAGGAAAUCGGGCCAAAUAACGGACGCUACGACUUAACAAAACAUGGCAACACAAACAAAUGCGAACACUUUUUCAACUAAACUAAAUCGAAAUGUGUUGACUAUGCCGAAAUGGGUGACGGAAACACACGAUCGUGUCGGACCGAAACCACCACCGCCACCAACUCCUUCGACGCCGGAUAGCGCCGCUAGAGCACCAAUUCUACCACCAAAAACGAAACAACUACCCGAGCCAGAUUAUGAAGUCAUCGAAUUCUCUGGGCAGCAAUAUUCGAAUGAAGUGCUCAAGGCAGGCAGCAGAUCGAAAACGCCGAGUACACCAGAUGCAAAGCUCAAAUGCACGCUAUGUGGCUCGCACAACCCUUGGGUCACGUGCGAGGAGUGCGCACAGCAAAUCUUCUGCGCCUCAUGCGAUGAUAUGUUUCACAAGCAUCCAAAACGGCGUGCGCAUGUGCGAAAGUCCGUUGAGCAGACACGUCCACCCCUGCCGCCGAAAAUCUUGCCCGGGCAGAAUGGACCCGCACCACCGGUGGCGCCACCCAGACGCAAAGGACGCGGCUUCACACCACUGCUGCAGCGCAAGGAACAGGUCAACACGAAUACGCUACUAAUACCAGCCUCACCGACACCCUCUCUGAAGAGCACAUCCUGGCAAGAUCGCGUCAGUUCGCUCAAGAGCGGACUGAAUCUGAUGAAUCGUCCAUUGCCGGACACACCGAAGACGCCAACCAGUGAGCACACCUCAUCGCGUUCCGUCACACCCAAAUCGGUUUUCGACAGCAUACAACGGCCACCGUCUGUGACCUUAGAGAAAAUCAAGAACAAGGCUAGCGCCACACUGGAUAGAAUGACGCUACUGCAGCAACGCUAUCGCCAGCACAAAGAGGAAAGUCUGAAGGGCAACAGUGAACGUGGCGGUUCUGUAACAGAUCAGAACCUCUCAUUCGAUCAAUGGUCAAACAUCUCACCGUCGCCAUCACAUUUUCGCUCAGGCAGUAUGUCGUCCGGGAUCAAUUCAUCUCAUUUUGACCUCACGGAUGAUACGAAUUUUCAAAAUAUGUUUAAUCAACGGCAGAUGCAUUCGUCUCACUUACAACAGCAACAACAGCAACGUCACGUUAAUGGUCAAUUGGGUACACGCGGUAUGAGUACUUCGGUGUUCAAUUUGAAUCAUAUAAAUCGCGGACGCGGACCUGAACCACUGCCCGCAUGGAUGAACAAUCCUAUGCAACAGGCUCAAUCGAUGGCUCAUCUAAAUUGCGCAACAUGCGCUAGUCCACAAGCGAAUGCCUGGCACGCGCAUAACCAACGUCCCAUGCACAUGAACGUUCAGCCCGGCGGCGAUUGGGGUAAUCAGUUUACCUCGCAACAACAACUCAAUCGCUCUAAUUUAUCACUGAAUGUCGGCGCUGGCUAUAUGCUUCCCCAUCAUCACGGAGCUGGUGGUAUGAUGGCGCCACCGCCGGUCUUCAUGAACCAAACCGGCAUGAUGACCGGCAUGUACCCAUAUCCGUAUAAUUCGGGCAUGCCAGUGAUGAAUCCAGGUGUUAUAGGCAUGCCCCCACCGACACGUUCUCGCGCCACAUCACGCGCUGUCUCGCCCGCUAUGAGUCGCAAGUCGAUGCCGGUACGGCGAAAACAACGCACCACCAGCUAUGUCGAGGACGAACUCACCGACGACGAAGACUCCGAUCAAGAUGAUCGCCGUUCAAUUAUUUCAAAUCGCUCCGGCAUGACAAAUACUAUGCGCGCACGUCAGCGACGCAUUUCGAGUGCCUCGCAGUUGCUAGACGAUGAAAGUGAGGCGAAUCAGCGAACUACGCGUUCGAAGCUACGUAAUGCGCGUGAGCGACGCGAUUCGGUUGCAAAGUCCGUGCAAAGUGACUGGUUACCUGGCCGACGGCCCACUGCGAACCACAGCACGAGCGGUAGUCGACAAAAUGAGCCAGGUUUCGUCAAUACACUUAAGCCAACGCGUAUUUAUUCGGACUUGGAUUCGGAGUCAUCCGGCACGCGUGCAUUAGUGCAAGCCAAAAUACUAGAGAAGAUGGAUAGGAGCACAAAACGCAGCAGUUCGAAGGAGAAGGUGGCUGAGGCUGCGCGACAGAAGCCCACUAAAGUUUCUACAGAAGUGCAAGCAGGCGGUAGUCGGUCAAUUGCGAAGGCGAGUAGUGCAACCGACACGAAAGCUGGCGGCAAGCAGGACACAGAUCGAAACGAAACCGAAAAUGUAUGGUCAAAUAAAAAUAACGCCUCCGAAGAGGAAGAGGAGAGUGGAAGUGAAGAGACUGAAAGCGAGCAGCAAGACGUGGAGGAGGAAAUAGCUACUAAGCCAAACACGCAAUUGGAGGAAGCCAGCACAGCGCGUGUGCCGGACGCCGACGAAGCUAACGAAGACGACUUGGGUCCACCACCCUCGACACCUGACCACGAAUGGGAAUGCGAAUUCUGCACGUACGUUAACGAACCGAACGUAAAGAUUUGCCUGAUCUGCUGCAAAACUCCUAGUCGCACAGCGCGUAAGACUUCUACCACAACUGCACCCACGACGUUUAAGGCAAACGAAGAGCAGCCUGCGAAAGUAAAUGCUGAGUCUUCGAACACUACCGAGAGGCAGGCCUUCAGCAAAGAUAAACGAUCGAGCAGCACAGAACCAUCGAAAGACAAACCGAAAGACAAAGUCAAAGAAAAACCAAAAGACAUGAUUAACAGUACAAGCAGCAGCUCCAGCACAGUCACUGGUACCACAACAGCAGCAUCUAAACGAAAAACCGGUGUAACACAAAGCAUUAUCUCCAACUUGUCAAAUGGCAUGUCCAAGUUGAAGAUCACUUCGUCCGAGAACGAGUCGGAUACAACAACACUUGCGAAGAAGAAAGAAUCGGUUGAGGAUAUAUGGGCCGCUUUGGAUGAUAACAUACAGACUACAGCUAAUGAGAUUAUGCGUAAAGCUGAAAAGACAAAGAAGAGCACUAAGGUCUCGACUAGUUGCGGCACUUCACCCGUUCGUGAGUUGCCCAAAGUGAAAGACUCGCAAAAGUCACAAAGAAAAGUUAAGGAAACGGGCACAUCACCGCCUCCGCAAAGCAUUUCCACUCAAACUUACGAUACGUUACCAAUACGACAGCCAGAAGUGAAUGUCACAGAACCAACGACAACAACGGGCGGUGGUAUAUUUUAUAGCGAAAAUUCUCAGUUUCAACGAGAUGCUCCCUCACCGCUGAGCGUAUACUCUCCAGACAUGCCACAUUACGAGCCGAGACACAAAGAACCCGAAACCGAGCUAUACAUCUUAUUGAAAGAAGCUGAACUCUAUAAAUUCACACCUGAAGAGUUGCAUGCCGCACUCAAAUACUGCGGCACUUCAAUACAUCCUAUACAAUGGUUACACGAAAACUGGCACAAACUCAUACAGACCGUACAAAGUCUGUCGACAAAGUAUGGGCAGGAGCGCGUAGAAAAUAUUAUCGGCACAAUCUCACAGACCGAAGCGCGUGAAGCAUUGCGUCAACAUGGCGGCAAUAUAUGGCAAGCUGUAUCGGAAUGCAUUGAACAACGGCAACGUAAAUAUCGUGAGAUCUCUCGUAAGGGAAACUUUUCGCGCGAAGAUAUAGUAACUGCACUAACCAUACACCAAGGCAAUGCCGACUUGGCGCUACUCGACUUGGGACGUACGCAACUUAAACCUUUCUUAAUGCGCAUACGCGGCUCACCGGCCGGUGUUGAGAAUGAAAGUGGCGCCAGUUUUUUCCAAGCAGCCGCAGCUGAGCACACAAUUCAACCAGAAAUUCAUGAGUUUCUCAGCGCAAACGCUUCGGAAUGUUUGCAAACACCAAAUGCAGCUGGUGCAGCUUUCAUAAUCGAUCAUCCCUCGCCGUUUCAAGAACCAUCUACUAACGAAUACCGCAAUCCCAUGUACGAUGACAUCUACCGUCAUAGUCCCUACAGUAGAGAGGCGCUAUCAUCAAGCACAUUUCACCUAGACGAACCCGCAUUUAAUAAUCGAAACAUGCUAAAAGAUCUUGAAAACCUAAUUGGUAACAUCGAACAAAAUCAGGCCACUAAGCAAAGCGAUCCAAUGCUCAAAACAAUGGAAACUAUGUUAGGUGAGAGUUUAGGCAAGAAAGAGUUGGAACAUGAAAAUGAUCCCGAAAUGAUGAGAAUACUAAUGAAGAGCCCAAUAACGACACAACAUGCCAAGCGCUCUCUUUCGACUACAAACAGUAGGAGUCAAAGUCAGAUGGAUGUUAAGAACUUUGUGUGGCAGCAUAUACAGGAGAUAGUACCAAAUCUGGUGCAACAGGUGGAGAUGGAACUCAUGGCCGAGGAUGCAAUGGAAUCAAAUGCAGCGAAUCAAAUAAUAAUGGAACAAAAAGUGCCGCCGCCAGAGCCGCCACCUAUCGACGCUGAAGAGUUUAUUUUGGAAGAGGUUAUAGGGCCAAAUAUAAAAGAGGGUACUAUACGAGAACUGGUGCCACCAGCGUUCGUUUAUGCGGCAGAAAUAGCGAACUUCCGCAUGGAAUUCGAUCGUGCGCUCGAUAGGGAGCAUGAAGAGGAAUUCGAUUUCGAUUCAGUUGAUGAAGCGGAAAGGAAGAUAUACAAAAUGUAUAUGGCACCAGAAGAAGGGAAAAUAUUAAGUGUAGAACAGGAGGGUGCUGGGUCAAAUGAGACUACAAUCGGGAGUGCAGACGAGAUAGAACAAGCAAACGAGGAGCGUUCGAAAGGCAGAGUAUCCCAAGAGGUACAAUGGAGCCAAACGCCAGAAGAUAUUGAAGAAACAAGACUCUACACCGCAGUUGAAGUUCAAAAUUCAAGCGAACUAGCUGAACCUUCAAAUGGACAUGUAGACGAAGCAAGCCAAAGCACAAAAAUUGCAACCACUGAAACACACGAAAAGUCAAGGGAAGCGCAGUCAAAAGAAAACAAUGUCGCCAAUGAAACACAGACCUCAUUUCUAAAUGAAAGGUCACAAGAAUCAUUGGUUAAAGUAGUAACUCCUGCGACAAAUGAGAGUACUGAAGCUACGAUUUCCAGACCAGAAACUCCAGCCUCCCAACAAGCGGACAUGAAGCCCAUGGGAAGCUCCACCGAUGCCACGAAACUUAAAAGAAAUGAAACAUCACAGAGGCGCCAGAGAAAAAGUCAGUUACCAAAGAAUGUUAGCGACAGAAAGACCCAUUCGAAGGAUCGCAAUGUAGCAAAAAAAUUAAAUAUACAGCAAGAAGCCCAGAGCCAAAGGACUGAAGAAGAAAACGUGCAAGCAAAAGUUGGCAACGAAAGCAAAGUUCUUACUCAGCCUCAAGUGAGUACAUUGUCAGAAGAUCUACCAGCAGGACACCUAGCUAGCAGUGGUUCUCAAAAUGAAUCACUAACACCACAUACCAGCAACACUAAUGAGGAAGCAACAGCAGCAAGGGACAGACAACCGAAGGUGUCACGUAUUCCAGUACGUCGGGGCGCAAGUCGACAUUCCGGUGAGCGAAGAUCUAAAACACCUAGUCAACUAACUGUUGUUGAAACCAAACUAACAAAUGAAAAUGAAGUCCAUGCAACUAACAAAGAUCGCCCUACAUUAGAGGAAAGGACUAACACUUUAAAUCAAACGGAUAGACAGGUAGAGGAGAAAAUAUUAAUAGUAAAAAACGUCGCCAUCAGCACAUCCGUGGCAGUAACAGAAAUCCAAGCAGAAGAGAGUUUGGAAAGCUUGGCUGAAAAUUUAGAAGCAACGACAAGUGAAGUGUUUGCAAAGCAAAAUGCUCCCUUAUCAGCUAAGGACGCAAUUCAAGAGGAAACACCAUCUGAGGCACAUGCGACACAGAAUAAGUCAGAAGCUUCAAUACCCGAAGAAUCACGCUCGGCACAAAACACCACUGAAGAUAUUUCUCAAGAACAGCCAUUGAGCGCGGAGACAAAGACGGCGGUACAGGCCAGCAGCAAGUCUCAAAAGCUAGACAGCCAAUCCGUAGAAGACCAAACAUUACAAGCGGCGGCUGAACCAGCAGUCACGACAGGAAGAUACUUUGCAUAUCAAGAUCGACAGUCAGUAUUAGAAGCGACGAUUACAGCAACAUAUCUAGCAGAUACCGGCUAUGAAGCACACGAAAGCCAGGCCGCAGGGGGGCAAACUUUAUUAGUGGCAUUCGAUACAGAACCCAGUGUUGUAGUUAAGGUUCUGCAUGCCGAGGAGGAGUCAUCUUUGCGGGUAUCAAAUGAUAAGGUCGCUCAAGAGAAAACCAGCACCGAAAGAGAGACUCGUCCAGCAGAAAAGCAUUCGAUUCUUCCGGAGGAAUCUGAAGAAAUAAUGCAAAUGGAGACCAUAACUGUUGAAGACAUUCAGCAAAGAGUUGAGGAAGCUCAGGCAGUAGUUGACCAAUUAGGAAACGACAGUGAAGAUGCGGCAAACCAAUCUGUGAAAGAACAUGCAACUGAAAUAAUAUUCGAGUUAGCGACUGAAACUCAAGCCAGUUCAAUAGUACAUGCAUCCGAAUCUCCAACUAAUGAAGUAUUUCAGGAUGCUGCUGAACUAUCAGCGGACGAAGAACUUCAUAACAACGAACGAUCCGAAUCUAAGCGUGAAAACGACGACGGUAACGAAACAUCCGAUGACGAACUAUACAGCAUUGAGAGUGAACUCUCCAGCAGUGGACAAGCGCGUUCUGUAACUUCCGAGAACGGAGUAUUGCUAGUGGUCGGAAAUAACCCACCAGCGGACAUACAGCAAUCUACAAGCGACACAGCAAUAAAUGCAAAUCUCAGCAAGAACACCAGACAGACAGCAGCAUUGGAGUUUGUGCUUUCGCCAGACGCCUCAAAGCAGAACCUCUCCGAACUCGUUGAAGAUACACAGCGCUUGAUUAAGCAAAUGAGAGAUGAAAUAAAUAUUGAGGAUUUCGAAUCUUCCGAGGAAGAAUACACGGAUGAGUACACAGACGAAGAUGAAUAUGAUGAGGAUGAAGAUGAAGAUGAAGAAGCUGACGACUGGGAUGGUUCACUGGAGGAGAAUGAGGCAGAAUAUGAUGAAGAUGAUUUAACAGAGAAUGAUAUUGACGACGAAGACUACUUUGAUGAAGAAGAUGAGGAGGGUUUGAGUGAAGCAGAUGGCGCAGCUGAAGUAAGGGUUGACGAAGCUGAAGCUCAACAACGUAUUGUAGCGGGAAACAUAGAUGACGAAACCGAUAUAGUGGCGGUUGUCGACGAUAAGCGUGAAAGUGAACACGACAACGAUAGUACGAAUACCGAAGCUGCUCACAAACAAAUUACAAUCAUUCCCCCAUCAAAUGAUACCAAAGUCAUUAUAACCCUUGAGACCCCAAGUACAAGCGCUACUGUUCCUAAUCAUGAAUUUGAAAAUGCUUCAUUAUCCAAGCUUGCUACACAAGUUGAGCCUAUUUCUAAUCCUAAUUCUAGUAAGCCCACAACUAAUGCUAACCUAAUAGAAACUGUAGCUAACGAAAUAGAGGUUGAGAAUCAUAUACCCGAACUGCCAGUAGAAACAGUAUUGUCGAGCGAUAAGAGCAGGGAGACACAAGCAGAGACAGCUGGAAACGAAAACAAAUUAGAAACUACCACUCUAGAUGAGAGCCAAGCCAACAGUGGUAAAGCGACUGACGUGCCGCGCACACUCGCUGAAGUUGAAAGGACACAAGAAAUGGCUGCACCAGUGGAUGUAGAAACCACAAAUCUCAAUGCAAUUGCUGCCAUUGAAACGAAAAGUAGUCUAACUGGCACAAAUGAACACCACGCAUUGGAAAGUAAACCCUCAGUAAGCACUAAAACUGGUGCAAUAAGCAAGAUACCGCAAAUUAGAACAGACAACGGUGAGUCUUCCACUUCGAAGGUAGCACGAAGUGUCCCAAACACCGCGCGCACCGACAAACCGAUCGUCCAAAAAAGUACACCCGCCAUGGAUAAGUCUAAGUUGGAUAAUACGAAGCUCAAGGAGAGCAAAAUACCUAAGCAAACAGCGAAAAAGGUGCCUUUGCGUUCGAAAUCGUUUUCGGGACCGCCAGGUCCCAUCGGCAUCUCCUCCGUAAAGAAAAUACAACAAGAGUUCCUCAAUCGUCAAAAACAGUUGACAAACCGCCUUGAACCACCCAAAAAUCCACCAGCCGCAGUACGUAAGAAGUCCAUUACCGAGGCUAUUACCAAAUUUACGCCCAGCACUUCAGCGGCCGCUAGUACCUCCAAAGCUGCUGCCGCAACCAGCAUUUUCCGCACCCAUCCACGCAUACCCAAGAAAAAAUAUCACGAAACAUGCUUUUCAGAUGACGACUUUGAGACCACAUCGACUGAAGAGGAACCUGAACCGCUGGAAAUAAGACAGCGCAAGCAGAGUGUGCCUGUAUUUCGAGCCUAUCCCAGCGUACAGGAACAAGAAGUGGUGCCAACGGAGGUACUUGUGCAAAAAUUCGUGGACGAAAAGCUAGUUGCAAGCAUCGGCGAGGCACAAAUUGCUGCUGCGCUGAUUCACAUGCGCUUUCAACAGGACGUUUCACUGUGGGCGGCCAAGGAGUGUAGUGACCUCGAUCAAGCCAUUUCAAUGCUACAGCAGGAAUGCGAACUCUGCAUGGGCACUUAUCCGAUGAAUCAGAUUGUUUCAAUGCUCAAAUGCACGCAUAAAUGUUGCAAGCAAUGCGCCAAAACAUAUUUUACAGUGCAGAUAACCGAUCGCAGCAUUAACGAUUGCACUUGUCCGUUCUGCAAACUGCCCGAACUGCAUGGACACAACGAGCAUGAGGAUGAAAAUUUGGAGUAUUUCUCAAAUUUAGACAUCUUUCUCAAGAGUAUUUUAGAUGCCGAAGUGCAUGAGCUAUUUCAACGCAAGCUUAGAGAUCGCACUCUACUGCAAGACCCCAAUUUCAAGUGGUGCAUACAGUGCUCAUCGGGUUUCUUUGCGCGUCCCAAGCAGAAGCGCCUGAUUUGUCCAGACUGCGGUUCUGUGACGUGCGCGCAGUGUCGGAAGGCGUGGGAGAAACAACACGAGGGCAUAACGUGCGAGCAAUUCAAAGAAUGGAAGGAGGCAAAUGAUCCCGAAGUGCAGGCACAAGGCGUGCAAGAGCAUUUGGCGCAACACGGCAUCGACUGUCCGAAGUGCAAAUUCAGAUACUCGCUGGCCAGAGGCGGUUGUAUGCAUUUCACUUGCACUCAAUGCAAGUACGAGUUUUGCUAUGGUUGUGGCAAACCUUUCAUGAUGGGCGCCAAAUGCACUAUUUCCUCCUACUGCGCCAAAUUGGGCCUGCAUGCGCAUCAUCCGCGCAAUUGUCUCUUCUAUUUGCGCGACAAGUUGCCAAUACAAUUGCAAAUGUUGCUUAAACAGAAUAAUGUGACCUAUGAUGAAGACCCUAGAGAGCAGCCUAAUGCAGACUCAGAGGAAGCAUCAACAUCAUCGCCGAAGAUGGCGCGUUGCCCAAUUGCCUUGCAAAAGGAGACACCCACUGGACUGGUGGACACAGUAUGCAAUGGCGAAGUGCCCAAUAAGCAUGCCGGACUAUGUCGCACACAUUACGUUGAGUAUUUGACCGCAAAGGUGGCUAAGGCUCGCAUUGAUCCACUGCCCAUAUUCGAUUUGACCGAUUGUGUGCAAGAAUUGAGGAGACGAGAUAUAAAACUGCCGGAAAGAGGUCCCUGGGACACAGAUGAAAUCUAUAAAGGAAUGUGUGCAGAGGUUAUCAAAAACAAUAUUCCACUGGAAAUGAUUUAAAAGUGUGCACCAAGCUGCUGAAGCCAGACACCCAACUGAUCCAACGAUAAAGCGAUAAACCGAUGUUGUGGGCUGCAAGCGUUCGAAUAUAUUAUUUCUACAUACAAAAGGUCACAAAGUCACAGUCAACGUGCACACACCAGGACCAGCACUUGUUUAUGGACGACAUCAAGCAACAAAUCACACUACGCCUAUGCGCAUAUACAUAUGUAUAUACACUCACAUCUACUCAGCCACAUCACAUCACAUCACAU